This is a messenger RNA of Prorocentrum cordatum, 630 nucleotides long. The record is from the annotation of a GenBank genome assembly. NCBI's taxonomy places the organism in Eukaryota, Dinophyceae, Prorocentrales, Prorocentraceae.
AUGAGCGACAAACAGUGGUGCUACGUGUCCAACGACUGCGACGACCUGAACGGCGGCGAGUACGCCACCAAUCAGGUCGGCUUCGCGCAGGGCGGGUGGAACAACCUCGCGAGCACGAGCACGCUGUCCUGGAAGCUGUGUGACCCGGCCGCGGACAGCAUCCUGAAGUACAAGUCGGUCGGGGAGCUGGUGGACCUCGGCCAGCUCAGCGACGUCAGCCUGUCGCGGCUCCUGCGCCUCGCCUACCCCGCCGUGAACAUCACCUGGGGCGAGGCCAUGUACUUCAUGGAGGCCAUCGACGAGGCCUGGGCGCCACGCGUCACCCUCGAGGACGUGGUCGACGCGCUCCAGGCUCCGACCAGCGCCUGGGGCAGCAGGGUCGUGGACGUCCACUCGAUGCUCAGCGACAUCGUCAAGUCGGAGCAGGGAACGAUCCUCGACUCGCCCGGGCACGGGGACAACUUCCACGUGAUAAGGGGCCGCGAGGUGUGGGUCGUGCAGAGGAUCGCGCUCGGAGACAUGGCCUACCUCGGCGGUCACUUCGCCCUGGAGUUCGACGUGAACUGCACCAUCGGCUGCGCCCCCGCCCGCGGGGAGGCGCCGUCCCCCGUCGACCUGGAGACGCUGUGA